Molecule: messenger RNA, 1197 nt
Organism: Phytomonas sp. Hart1
Lineage: Eukaryota; Euglenozoa; Kinetoplastea; Trypanosomatida; Trypanosomatidae
Source: the annotation of a GenBank genome assembly
AUGUCCGUCCUUCAGGAUCGCGUUUCGCCACGGCCGUUUGGCGAGAUCCGGAAGGUCUUGGAAACGGACCUGGGGAGGCCACUCGAGGAGGUGUUUGAUCGAGUUGAUCCGGAACCCAUCGCGGCGGCCUCCCUCGCGCAGGUCCAUCGCGCUGUUCUUAAACAGGAAAAGGCGGAGGUGGCGAUUAAGGUACAGUAUAUCGAGAUCGCGCAGCGAUUUCGUGGUGAUAUGCGGACGAUUGAUUUCAUGCUGCGCCUCGCGGGAUGGUUCUACCCCGGGUUUAACUUUGGACAAAUCUUAAAUAAACUUACUACGACCAUCAGCGCUGAGCUAGAUUUUCGUCUGGAGGCCCAUAAUAGCAAGCGCGCUGGAAGAGAUUUAGAAAAAGGGGGAUUUGGUAAUCGUGUAGUCUGCGCGCGUAUUUUUCCCGAUUACGUCACAAGGCGUGUGCUUGUAUCCGAGCUUGUUGAACACGGAGUGAAGAUAUCCAACAGAAAGGGUAUUAUCGCGAACGGCAUGAAUGUUUCUGAGGUUUCCCGAAAUUUUUUUGACGCAAUUGCGUAUCAGAUUUUUGUCACGGGUUUUUUUCAUGCUGACCCGCACGCCGGGAACGUUUUAGUGCAUAAGCUGCCAGACGGGUCGCCACAGAUCGUUUUGUUAGAUUACGGCCUCUGCGCCGAGCUGGAUCCGGUUCAACGAAAGGAGUUGAGCGAUAUAUGGUCGUCCGCCAUCACACAUAACAAUAUCAAGCUCUCCGAGCUUGCAAAGCGAUAUCAUUGCGAUGAAUUUGAACUAUUUGCUUCCUGUUUCUUAAUGAUGCCAUACGUUUACCACACUAUGAAAGAAAAAAUCUAUAAGAACGUGGAGUUCGAGCGAAGUAUUCGCGUGCAAGUACGGGAGCGAAUGGAUGAUAUAAACAGUAUCGUAAACAGGCUUCCAAAAGAAUACGCCUUCGUUCUUCGAAGCCUAAUGGCAACCAAAUCUAUUAGUCAUGAACUUGGUAGUCAGCUUAGCCGCUCCAUGUGUUUAUUGCGCUACUCCUUGUACACUUCGCACGCAGGGGCGUCGUUUAUACGGAUAUAUUAUUUAAAAGUUUUAGCAUGGAUGGAGACUCUCUACGCGCUUUUCAUGAUGUCCUUUUUUAAGUUUCAGAAUCCGGAAUUGGCAAAAACAUUAGAGACAAAAUAUUAUGCUUGA